GUGCUAAUUGGUUUUUCUUUUUUUUUUUAAGGCUAUUAGCAAAAAAAGAUGGUGGAUCGCUUGGCAAACAGUGAAGCAAAUACUAGACGUAUAAAUAUAGUAGAACACUGUUUUGGAGCAGCUGGUCAACCCUUAACUAUACCUGGACGGGUUCUUAUUGGAGAAGGAGUAUUGACUAAGUUGUGCAGAAAAAAGCCCAAAGCAAGGCAGUUUUUCUUAUUUAAUGAUAUUCUUGUAUAUGGCAAUAUUGUCAUCCAGAAGAAAAAAUAUAACAAACAACAUAUUAUUCCCCUGGAAAAUGUCACUAUUGAUUCCAUCAAAGAUGAGGGAGACUUGAGGAAUGGAUGGCUUAUCAAGACACCAACUAAAUCAUUUGCAGUUUAUGCUGCUACUGCCACCGAGAAAUCAGAAUGGAUGAAUCACAUAAAUAAAUGUGUUACUGAUUUACUCUCCAAAAGUGGGAAAACACCCAGUAAUGAACACGCUGCUGUCUGGGUUCCUGACUCUGAGGCAACUGUAUGUAUGCGUUGUCAGAAAGCAAAAUUCACACCUGUUAAUCGUCGUCACCAUUGCCGCAAAUGUGGUUUUGUUGUCUGUGGGCCCUGCUCCGAAAAGAGAUUUCUUCUUCCCAGCCAGUCCUCUAAGCCUGUGCGGAUUUGUGACUUCUGCUAUGACCUGCUUUCUACUGGGGACAUGGCCGCAUGCCAGCCUACUAGAUCAGACUCUUACAGUCAGCCACUGAAGUCUCCUUUAAAUGAUGUAUCUGAUGAUGAUGACGAUGAUGAUAGCAGUGACUAAGGACAUAUUUUGAAAUAUUUAAUUGGGUGUGACUAUCUAAAAAAUCAGCUUUGAGGGGAAUGUAAAAUUCUGAGCUCUCUCACUUUUGCUCUAGCCAUGAAUUUGCCUGAGAAACUUUUAACCUAUGUGCCUCAAUAUAUCCUAUAGAAAAUAGGUCCUGUCAUCGUCCCCCUCCCCACCAACUCCGCACUCUUCUACAGGGAUAGACUAUUGAAAAUAUAUCAGAUAAAUAUUUUGUUUCUUAUUCUUGUUUAAUUCUAGAUUAUUUUCUUGGAAGGUUGGGGAAAGAUGUUUAUUUAACAGAUCAUGUACUACAUUGUUGUUUAUUAUAUGUUCUGUUACGUGGAAAAACUGAGCAAAGAAUGAUGGAAAAAGGAGUGUAAUGUGGUUAGUUAAUAAUAUUAGCUUUUUUUUUAAACCUUCCUAUCUAAUGGUUAAGACACCAGUAACAAAAAUAUAUGCUUUGGAAAUCCUUUGUUUGGCUUUUUCAUAUACCAAAUGGUGCCUUAUCACAGUAGCACUGUUACAUGAAAUAAGCCCCGACUUGCUCACUUUUCAUUUUGUUUUAAAAAUACACUGGUGCUCUUUGAGGUGAUAAAAUGAGUGUUGGUGAAUGGAUGUAAUUGGAAAAUACUUCUCAUCCAACAGCUACCAAGUACUGAAUUUAGAGGUUCUUCAUUCUAUAUGAAUAUUUUCCAUAUAAAAUAGUUGUGAUUAUAUUUUGUUUUAUAGGUACCAAAUUAUAAUUUGUCAAUACAUAUUUUAAAUAGGUUGUCAUUAUUAGGAAUUUGGUUUGAAAUUUAUCAAAUAUAGAAUGGUCAUAUUGCAUUAAUUUCUACUUUUAGUAAGACAUUUGUAGAUAAAAAUUCAUCUGAUUUAAUAUUAUUUCUAAAAUGAAAAAUCUUAUGAAACCUUUGAAAUUAAAUAAUCUCUUAAAACAAAAAAAUCCCAUAAUAGAGCACAGAUCUACUUAGGCUGAAUAUUUGGAAGAAAUAAUGUGUAAGAAAGGUCAAGACAGACCAGUUAAGUUUGACUAGACUUCAUACCUGUAGAAGUGUUAUCUAUUUCAGUGUGAAACUAUCUUGAAUUUACAAAUAUAGUGUUAUAUUUUAUAAAGUUUUGUAAAGUCCCAAACAAUAUUUCUAUUUUUAUAAAACAAUUGUAUGUUUAAUCUGUUUCUGAAAUCAUUUUACAAUCUAUGGAAAUGGAGUAGCAAUUGAUCUUUCUAAAUUGUGAUCUUUAUUGAGUCAGUGUAGAUUGCUUAUGAGAAGUGGCAGUUUUUCACUCUUCGCUUCUGAGGCAGCCAUUAGGUUGAAGGUAUAUUUAUGAUAUAAAACGUGAUGCAUUUUGCACAACUCUCCAUUUGUAUGCUGCAAAUAACUACAGUCUUUCAAAUAUGAAAAAUCAGUCUAAAGUUUGUUUUAAAUAUUAAAUUCUUUUGUUUUUAAAUAUUUAAAUCUGAACAUAUUGCAAAUGUCAUAAGAGUUGAUUCAGUAACUUGUGCUGGAGGGUUCUUUGGUUUGGUUAAGGCGUUAACUUUACUGUUAAAUUGUGAAAGCUCCUGAGAUAUAUAGAUCUCCCUGUAGGAAAUGUGAAAGAAAGGCACAGCAGGUUUUUUGUUUGUUUUAAUAUCAGAUGGACAUUUGUUUCUAAGCAAUAUAUACAUAUAAUCAAUCAACAUAUCUGAAAAGGACCAUGAAACCUGAGAAGUGCUAAUGGAGACUUCCUGGUACACGGGAACCAUGGGGAUGUUCUGAGAUAUUUGCAUUGUCAACCUCUAUUGACUCUGUUUUUACAAUAAAAAAUAUUUUACAACU
Molecule: messenger RNA, 2615 nt
Organism: Ceratotherium simum simum (southern white rhinoceros)
Lineage: Eukaryota; Metazoa; Chordata; Mammalia; Perissodactyla; Rhinocerotidae
Source: RefSeq, a predicted model, not a curated record